Molecule: messenger RNA, 762 nt
Organism: Thlaspi arvense
Lineage: Eukaryota; Viridiplantae; Streptophyta; Magnoliopsida; Brassicales; Brassicaceae
Source: the annotation of a GenBank genome assembly
AUGGAUGCAAGUAAUGAGAAUCUACCACCCAAUGUUAUCAAGCAGCUCGCCAAGGAACUGAAGAGUCUUGACGAAUCCCCUCCAGAUGGCAUCAAGGUUGUGGUGAAUGACGAGGAUUUCUCACAAAUAUGUGCUGAUAUUGAAGGACCAGUUGGGACUCCUUAUGAGAAUGGACUUUUCCGAAUGAAGUUAGCCUUGUCGCAUGAUUUUCCACAUUCGCCGCCUAAAGGCUACUUCAUGACAAAGAUAUUCCAUCCUAAUGUUGCUUCUAAUGGAGAGAUCUGCGUGAAUACGCUUAAAAAAGAUUGGAACCCUAGUCUAGGAUUAAGACAUGUUGUGAGGUGCUUACUGAUCGAGCCAUUUCCAGAAUCUGCGUUAAAUGAGCAGGCGGGCAAGAUGCUGCUUGAAAACUAUGAAGAGUAUGCAAGGCAUGCUCGGCUUUACACGGGUAUCCAUGCAAAACCAAAACCCAAGUUCAAGACAGGAGCUAUCUCAGAGUCAACGACGGCUCUAAAUGUUGGGCAGACUAACAAUGAGACGCCUGGUGCUGCUACUGCAAUACCGUCUUCAGUGGCAGACGUCAAGAGACCAACAGCAACGAGUGGCCAAGAUCAACAACAAGUGGCUAGUGUUUCUGUAGCAGCUACUGCAGGAUCUGCAAGUGUGAUCACUACGACGCAGAAAAGGGAAGCUGGUUUGGCCAAGGUUCAGGCAGACAAGAAGAAAGUAGACGCCAGAAAGAAAAGUUUGAAGAGACUAUGA